Messenger RNA from Brienomyrus brachyistius, 5002 nucleotides. RefSeq names its product germinal-center associated nuclear protein-like. Gene Ontology annotation, biological process: mRNA export from nucleus. The transcript is spliced from 25 exons. Gene Ontology annotation, cellular component: nucleus; transcription export complex 2; cytoplasm. The coding region runs from base 97 to 4371 and encodes 1424 amino acids. Lineage: Eukaryota; Metazoa; Chordata; Actinopteri; Osteoglossiformes; Mormyridae. The record is from RefSeq and is a predicted model, not a curated record. Gene Ontology annotation, molecular function: RNA binding.
AGCAUCCUGAAGACACCGGCCCUACAGACCCGGCGAGAGCCGAAGAGGAGUGAGGAGCCACAGCCAGACUGGGGGGAGGCGGAGCACCAGGGUUCGAUGGCACCGACCACCAGCCACUCACCCUCAACGCCGCCAAGGUCACAGGCCCCAACCCGGGAGGUCCUUGAGAGGGCGGAGGAGUUGGAUCCCGAAACUGAGGCAGCAUCAACAGUGAGACGUGCCCGCCGCCUGGACAGCACAGACAGCCUGGGGGGGAUGUCACCCUCCGAAGCCAUGGUGCUCCAAUGCAAGAACAUUCCAGCCAGUCUUAACAGCAAGGACAUCCUGGGGGAACAUUUCCGCCAGUUCGGACGUGUGCAGCGGAUCUUCUGCAGGCCCCAGAAGAACCUGGCCAUAGUGCACUUCCACGACCAUGCUUCUGCUGCCAAAGCCAAGAAGAAGGGCAAACUGCUGCGCAGGCAUGAGCUCACCAUCUUCUGGCAGAGGAAGAAGCAGAGUCCAGGAGAGAAGGGCCAAAGGCCUCCAGAUGACCCUGAUCCUCAGAGCCAGGCAGGAGGCUUUGAGUCAGCCCCUGUCUGCAAAGCCCUCUCCAAAUCCACCUCCGGCUGGUCCUCCAGCUCAUCCCUAUCCAGAGGGUCACCAGCCAAGAAACCCCUGGCGACAAAGGCCCUGCAGUUUGAGAGUGAGCCGCAGAUGGAGCCCAGCCCAGACGGCCUCGAAUCCGAACAUCUAGCCAGCAGCCUCCCCUCUCCCCUCUUCCACCUGAUUGGCCAGGUAGCUGAAACCGCAAGGACCGACCUGGAUCUGUCCAAGGUGUUUGUGGGUACGUGUCCUGACAUGUGUCCGGAGAAGGAGCGUUACAUGAGGGAGACCCGGAACCAACUGAGCUCUUUUGAGGUCAUCCCCAACACGGAGAAGGUGGACCACACUGCUGCCAUUAAGGAGUACAGCAGGUCCUCUGCUGACCAGGAGGAGCCCCUCCCCCAUGAACUGCGGCCCCUUACUGUGCUGAACAUGACCAUGAACUACCUGGUUACCCAGGUCAUGGACCAGGGUGAGGACAACUACCGUGACUGGUAUGACUUUGUGUGGAACCGCACACGAGGUAUCCGGAAGGAUAUCACUCAGCAGCACCUGUGCGACCCGCUUACGGUGUCCCUUAUUGAAAAGUGCGCCCGCUUCCACAUCCACUGCGCACACCACCUGUGCCAGGAGCCCAUGAUGUCCUUUGAUGCUAAGAUCAACAAUGAAAACCUGACCAAAUGCCUGCAGAGCCUCAAGGAGAUGUACCAGGACCUGGCCAGCAAGAACAUCUACUGCCCUCAUGAGGCAGAGUUUCGGCAGUACAGCGUGCUCCUGAAGCUCAAUGAUGGAGACAUCCUCCGGGAGGUGCAGCAAUUCCGGGCGGAGCUCCGAAACUCUCCGGAGGUGAAGUUUGCCGUCCAGGCCUUUGCCGCUGUCAACAGCAACAACUUCGUGAGGUUCUUCAAGCUGGUCAAGGUGGCCUCGUAUCUGGCUGGUUGCAUCUUGCACCGCUACUUCGACCAGGUGCGCCGUGAGGCUCUGCGGGCCCUGAAUGUGGCCUACAGCUCCCGUGGUUCCACCACAUUCCCGGUCGAAGACCUGGUCCGGAUGCUCAUGUUCCAGAAUGCCGGCGAGGCUUCGGACCUCGCGCUGCAGUAUGGGCUCGCGGUCGAUGCAGGCAUGGUGGAGCUAAGCCGGACAGCGUACCAGGAGCCUGAGAUCCAGCCACGUCCAAAGCGCUCUGUGGCCAUCGCAAGGAAGCGGGAGGUGCUGGUGGGCCAAGUGGUCAACGGCGCGCCACUGCCCAACCCACCCCAACACACACCCGUCAACAGCUUUGACAGCCGCAACAAGUACCGUGGGGAUGGGCAGCCAGCGGAGGCAGGCAGUGUGCCCAGGGCUGCAGCCUCCCCUCAGAGGCCCCCCAUUGAGCUGGAUGCGCGGGCCCUCCAGCACCGAUCCAAGAUGCCGAGCGACCCAGCGGAGUCAGCUGGCCUCCCUGGUAGAGAGGAGAGUGGAGCACUUGGGGCAUCUCCGUCGGAGGCACCACCAGUCGCCCCACCUACGCCUCCCCCACCGGAGCCCGUUUACACAGAGCAGGACAUCGCCACGGAGGUAGAGGCCAUGCUGGAGGAGGUAGUGCAGGCCGAGGUGGCUGACGUGGCUGCCACCGAAGCCGAGUACAUCUCUGCUGCACUCAGCAUGUGCAACGGCCAGGUGGAGGCAGUGCUGAGUGAGGUGGUGGAGCAGAUGCUGCGGGAGGUUUCUGCUGCCGAGAUCCAGGCAGAGAGGGAGCAUAUCGCUGAGGAGAAGCGCAGGAUGGAGGAAGCCAGGAGAAAGCAGGAACACGAGGAGCUCCUGGCCCGGCUCAGCAAGACACUGUGUGCCGAGAUCACACAGGAGGUGCUGCGCGACUGCAUCGUGGAGACUGCCUCAACAGAGAUCAGGCGUGCCCAAGAAGAGCAGGCAGAAUGUGUGGCUCGCAGCUCACAAGACGUGUGUGAGGUACUGCUGGAGGAGACGCUGUGUGGUGAGCUCACCCUGCUGGCCCAAGACGUCCUGGAAGCAGAGCUUCUGAGUAUACGCAGGUUCAUCAAAAGGUGGCGUGAUGUGGUGGCCGUGCGCAGGCAGCUGAAGCGACAGAUGCGUGAUUUUCCUGCUGCCCCUGGCUGUGUGGACCCCCGCUUCAGGCUGCAGGCCUUGGCCCCCAGUGCCCCCCCCUCACCCUGCCUGGACAGGCUGGCCCGGGGCGUGGUCAACCUGGGGCACGCUGGGGACCUCUCUGUUAUGGGCGCCCUGCUGAUGCUGCUGCCCUCGGCAGUCAGUCCCGGGGCUGAUGAGGAAGACGGGGACAUCUUCCUGUUAUCCGCCCUGCUGCAACUCCGGCAGAUCCAGCAGGCUAAUGCCUGGCCACAGGCCCUUCCUCUGGUGGUGGUGGUCCCAGGGCAGGCUGGGCACAGGGCCAGCGAUGAACGGCUAGAGGAAGACCUGAUGCUUCAGACACUCAUUGAGGAAGGUUUGAUUUCAGAGUACAUGUUCGUCCAUAUCCCCGAGACCACGAACGAACCCCAAGGAUCCGAGCAGAUCCGCCAUGCCGUCAGGUGGCUCGCUGCCCGCUCCACGGCACCAGCCCGGCUCGUCUCGCAGACGUUGGUGCAGGUUGUGGAGGCCGGGCUCUGCCGCGAGUUUGCUGGUAGGCUUCACCGUGAUCGGAGGGACCGUGACAUGGCGGGACUGCCCUCCCAGGGCCCUGCACCCGUCAUCGGCCUCUACAACACUGUCCUGGCUUUCUUGGCUGGCCUUGUGUCGUCCCCGAGUCUGGCUGGCCUCUCCUGGCCCGUGGCAGAGUUCUCGGUGCCAGGGGGUGGUGACUGCCUACCACAUCUGCUCUGGAACUCGGCUGAGCACCUGGAGUGGCUCCAGGGGGCAGUCCUGAGCCUGCGGCUGCCCGACUGGCCGCUGCCAGCCGUGGGGGCUCCUUGGAGCCAGCUGGUUGCCUCCAUCUUCCAGUACGUAUCUCAAAUCCCAUGGUCCCGCCACAGCCAGCCACUCCUUAUGUCCCAGUUGGAGAACCUUUUGGAGAGGCUGCGUCAGGACUGUGUGGGCCGAGGUGGGGGGCCGGACAAGGAGCCCACUUUCUGGGAGGUGCCCUGGGACGAAAUUGUCAUGCUCUGUGUAGAGCACCAACUCCGGGACUGGAACCCUCCUGGGUGCCCCGUGAGUGAAGAUGUCAUCAGUGACGACGGAGAAAUCUCGGUGUAUUUCCUGAGCGAUGGGCUGCAGGGCUUCAUACCGCCGUCCUGCUGGGUGGAUGCCGUAAAGCAGACGCACAGGGACAAGCAGCAGGGGAAGGCAGGGUGUCACCAGAGCAUGUGGCCUCAUCCUCGACUGGCCAGGCCACGUCUUCAACAGAAGCUGUUUCACAGCAUGGUUGAGGACCCUGAGUCCGGAUCCGGUGUUGCCCCUGUUUUGGAUGCUGCCUCCAGCCCCCAGGACCUCCUGGCUCGCAUUGAGGAGGAGAAAGAACAGAGCCGCAGGUUCGAGGACCAGCUGCGUACCUGGCUUGACGUCGAGUCCCUGGGCCCUUCCUCUUCCUCCUCACCACUUUUCUUGCCUUCUUUGUUACUGUCUGUACCGGAGAUCGUAGUGCCCUCCCCAAAGAUGGCUGCCCCACCUGCACUUGCCCUGCAGAAGGAGCGCAGUGUCCGCAGUGACCAGGCCAGGGGAGCUGCCAGUUCUAUGGCGAGGCGUCUACAGGAGCUGGAGCAGCUGAUCUCUGCAAGCCGGGAGGAGGAGCUCGCAUGUGAGCUGAAGCUAAGCUGCCUUCUGGACAUUGUUGAUGACUGAGUGUCAUGUGACCCACCUGAUGUCUGCCGUUGACUGCCACAAGUUGUCUCUCUUAUGCCUGAUUUCUGCAGUAUAUUUAGUUGUGUGGUACUUGUGCAUAUAUUGCUUUGAAGAGUAUGAUGUACAGUAAUUUACACAACAUUGGGAGUGUUGUAACUGGGGGAAAAACAUGUCAUAGGAAAUGGACAGUUUUUUAGGGUUUUUUUUUUUGUGCAAAUUUUAAAUAUUAAAAUGUUAUUGUAUUUAGAAACCCAUGGCUAUUUCUUUGUUUUUUUUCCAUCAUGAAACUUUGUUUAUUGUACUUUUAAAUUGAAUCACAAUUUGCUGCAGAAUCUUUAAAACCUGUGACGUUAUUUGCCCAUAUUAGACACUCAUACGUGGGGUUGUUACUGCUGUUUCUUUAACCUUGUGUAUUGUUGGUCAAAAUUAACAAUUUAGGUAAUAUCUGCAUUGUACACCAUUGCAAAAGUAUGUCUUUUUUUAGAUUCUUAAAGAAAUGUCAUGCAGCUCAAUUAUAUAUUCAUGUAAUUGAACUGAAGAUCACAGCAGUUCACUAAGCAGUCUGCCACUGAGUUCCUUUUAUAAACUGGCUGGCUGGUUUUUAAGAAAAUAUGCCCGUGGAUGCCCUACA